AUGCCAAUGCCUAUAGCAGAGAUAUUUAUCUCUGGCUUCGUCAAAUUGCUGUUUGAGAAUAUAACCUCUUUGGCGUCCUCCAAAUUACCCACGUUUGAAGGUAUUGGGGCCCAGCUGACCAAUUGGACCAAUAUGCUGUCUCAAAUUGAAGUUCUUCUGAUUGACGCCGAGGACAAGCAACUGACUGAUCGAGCCGUGAACCUGUGGCUCGACGAUCUCCAGGAUCUGGCAUAUGAUUUGGAUGAUUUAGUGGAUGAGUUUGCCACCGAAGCUUUGCGACAGAAUCUCAAGGCAAAGCCACCCCAAGCUAGUUCCAGCAAGGUAUGGAAUCUCAUCCCUAAUUUCAAGCCAAAAGAUGUCAUCUUUAACUUCAAAAUGAGGUCCAAGAUUGAGGAGAUCAAUACCAGAUUACGCACUAGUUUUGAUCGAUCUUCGCAACUUAAUUUCGUUAAGAUUGUUGGAACCACCACACCUACCACUAAGACUUGGCAAAGACCAGAGUCUACAUCGUUACUAAAAGAACCUCGCGUUUAUGGAAGAGAAAAGGAUCAAAGAAAGAUAAUUGAGUUGCUUGUAGGUGCGGGUGAAUCAAGUCAUAACAAAGUUGAUGUAAUUCCCAUUGUGGGUAUGGGUGGGAUCGGCAAGACCACCCUGGCUCAGAUGGUAUUCAACGAUGAAACUGUAAAGAACCAUUUCGAUCUGAAUGCUUGGGUGUGUGUAUCAGAUGAGUUUGAACUUAUGAAAAUAACAAAAGCAAUUUAUGAUUCAGUGACUUCCCAGACAUGUAGUUUUAAUAACUUGGAUCAAGCUCAAGUUCAACUAGCUUAUUAA
Molecule: messenger RNA, 831 nt
Organism: Camellia sinensis
Lineage: Eukaryota; Viridiplantae; Streptophyta; Magnoliopsida; Ericales; Theaceae
Source: RefSeq, a predicted model, not a curated record